AUGUUGUCAUUAUUGCAGCUGGUGUGUACUUUGGUCGUCCCACCGUUGGUGCAACAGGCUGGCGCAAAUCCCCUCCCUCAGAUUCGACAACAGUAUGCGCCGGAUUCGAUGGGCGCCGUAGCAAGCGAGAGCAGUGUUUGUAGCGAGAUUGGAAUCGACCUGCUCCGGCAGGGUGGAAAUGCUGCAGAUGCGCUCGUCGGCACCGUCUUUUGCACCGGAGUUAUUGGCAUGUAUCACAGCGGCAUUGGUGGUGGAGGUUUCAUGAUUGUCCGUACAUCAAAUGGGAGCUACGAAGUUAUAGAUUUUCGAGAAACAGCCCCUGCGGCUGCCUUUCAAGACAUGUACAACAAUAACACUAAGGCCAGCAUUUUUGGGGGGUUGGCGAGCGGAGUUCCAGGAGAAGUCCGAGGCCUGGCUUACUUGCACCAGAAUUAUGGCAAACUCCCUUGGAAGCAGGUGAUGCAAGGAGCCAUCAGGACUGCGAGAUAUGGCUGGACAGUGAGUGAGGACUUGGUGCGUUAUAUGCAAUCUGGCAUGGCUUCAGCUGCAGUGCCAAUGUUCCUCGUGAAUGACCUAAACUGGGCAAUCGAUUUCGCGCCAAAUGGAACCUUGCUAGGAGCGGGAGACACAAUAACACGGAAGAGGUAUGCCGACACGCUCGAAACCAUCGCCGAGGAAGGACCUGAUGCGUUCUAUAACGGGCCGAUUGCAGAGGCUACAAUUGCAGCGGUGCAAGCGGCCAAUGGAACCAUGACACUCGAAGAUCUGCAUAAUUACACUGUCGCCAUUCGACCAACAGCAAACAUCACCUAUCGAGGCUACCGCCUAUUCAGUUGUAGUGCCCCGAGCUCUGGUGAGGUCGCUCUCUCCGUGCUGAAGACCUUGGAAUUAUAUCCCGAUUUCUUUCAACCAGGGACUGUCAAUCUGAGCACUCACCGAUUAGACGAAGCGAUUAGGUUUGGAUAUGGGGAGAGAACCAAUCUCGGUGACCCGUCGUUUGUGCACAACCUGUCGGUGUAUCAAGAUGAAAUGCUCUCAGACACGUCGGCGCGUUAUAUCCGGAGCAAGAUUUCUGACCUGAGAACCCUGAACGUCUCGGCGUACGAUCCGGCGGGCAUCGAGUCCUUGGAAACACCGGGUACAUCGCACAUUGUUACGGCAGAUGGCUCGGGGAUGGCCGUCUCCUUGACCACGACGAUCAAUUUGUUGUUCGGAUCGCAAGUUCUGGUUCCAGAAACGGGCGUCAUCAUGAACAACGAGAUGAACGACUUCUCCAUCCCCGGAUCAUCGAAUGCCUUUGGAUACCUCCCGAGUCCGGCCAACUAUGUACGACCAGGGAAGAGACCAUUAUCAUCCAUCGCACCCACCAUAGUUGAGUACGAGAACGGAACGCUGUACUAUGUGACUGGUGCUGCAGGAGGAUCGCGGAUCAUCACCGCGACAAUUCAGAGUCUGGUCCAUGUACUUGACCAGAAUAUGACAGCGCCACAAGCACUGGCACAGCCACGUCUCCACGAUCAGCUCAUUCCCAACCAGGUGUCGUUUGAGUACGCGUAUAACAACGAGACAGUGGAGUUCAUGAGAUCGAGAGGCCAUAAUAUUACCUUUAUCGCGCCUGGUCAGAGCUCAGCCCAAAGUAUCCGCCGUUUACCAAAUGGGACGUUUGAGGCGGCAGGCGAACCCCGGCAGAAAAACAGUGCAGGGUUAGCGAUAUAA
This is a messenger RNA of Cladophialophora bantiana CBS 173.52, 1716 nucleotides long. RefSeq names its product gamma-glutamyltransferase. Lineage: Eukaryota; Fungi; Ascomycota; Eurotiomycetes; Chaetothyriales; Herpotrichiellaceae. The coding region runs from base 1 to 1716 and encodes 571 amino acids. Gene Ontology annotation, cellular component: plasma membrane. Gene Ontology annotation, biological process: glutathione catabolic process. The transcript is spliced from 6 exons. Gene Ontology annotation, molecular function: glutathione gamma-glutamate hydrolase. The record is from RefSeq and is a predicted model, not a curated record.